AUGUAUCUUUUCUUAGAAUAUUACCUGAGAUUGGAUGAAAAAGCCUUGCGGCCAUCUUUGCGUCAUCAUAUUGCACACUUUUGUCCCAACUUAGACAUAGCAAGAAAAUGUAUAAGAAAAUGUAUGGAACGUGGCAAACCAGCGUUCUGCGGUAAAGAUCACGUUUGCUACUGCGGUCAUAAGUACGACUCGUAUCACCAAGAUGUUCCAGUCAAUGUCAACGACACAUACGCAGCAUUUCAAGAUUUGUAUGAAAAAUAUUUUGGUCCGCGAAUUGACCCGGAAAGUAGUACCACUACGACUGAUAAAAAUAAAACUUUAUUGAACACCAGUAAGACCGCCACUACUAUUGAUAGCAACGAAAGUGGGUCUAAAGAAAGUGGGUCAAAGGAAAGUGGGUCCAAGGAAAUUGAGUCCAAGGAAAGUGGGUCCAAGGAAAGUGGGUCUAAGGAAACGGAGUCUAAGGAACCUGAGUCUAAGGAAACUCAUUCUAAUGAAACUGGGUCUAAGGAAACUGAUUCUAAGGAAACUGGGUCUAAGGAAACUGGGUCUAAGGAAACUGGGUCUAAGGAAACUGGGUCUAAGGAAACUGCGACUACUACGGAAAAUGCAGCUAUCGAAAGUGAGACUACGAGUACAACGAGUGCGCCACCGUAA
Molecule: messenger RNA, 657 nt
Organism: Arctia plantaginis
Lineage: Eukaryota; Metazoa; Arthropoda; Insecta; Lepidoptera; Erebidae
Source: the annotation of a GenBank genome assembly